GCCAUGUCCUUCUUCCGCAUCCAACUGCACCGCUCCGCCAUCGGUCUGCCCGAGCGGACGCGGGGCGUCCUCGCCGCCCUGGGCCUCCGGAAGAGGACCCAGACCGUCUUCCACCCCGUCACGCCCCAGUUCGCCGGUAUGAUCAUGAAGGUCAAGGAGCUGGUCACGGUCCGGGAGGUCGACAAGGCCCUCAACUCCAAGGAGAUGCGCGUCGAGAGGAGGCCCGAGAGGGGGUUCUGGCUUGAGACCCCGGCCACGAGGGUCGGCGUGGUGAGGCCGUUCAGGGAGAACAACGUGUAAAACCCGCGCAGGAAAACUAGGACUGGGGAACGAAAGAGAGGCAGAGAGAAGGGGGGGGAGAGAGAGAGAGAGAGAGAGAGAGAGAGACGGAUUGGCUGGUGAGCGAUGGGCUAUGAGUCCGUGAAGGACAUGCGAGGUGCUCCUCCGUCCUUGAACAGUUGCUUUUGGAUUGCCAGGCACAAGGUGGAAAGUAGCCGGCAAGCCGUGGUAUGGAGAAUGGGGGUGGCAAGGUCCAUUGCCUCUGCAACACCCGUACCAACUCCCAUGUACAACAAUCUGUACAUAAAAAUCAAGCAUUGUAUCAUACACAAACUACCUCAUACCACAGGCACAGUGAACUUGAGGACCCAGCUAGCCGUGCUCCAGCAUCAGCCUUUACAUGCCCAAGCAUAUCUACCUGAAUACAUGUAUCUCCCCAGCACAACCAGAUCCAUCAUGCUCAUCCUACGCCUCCUCGGCUCCCUGCGCCAGUGCCUAGCCAUCAUCCCACCACCACCACCACCCGCUCCCCAAGCUCGUUUCCAAAGAAGUGCGCCACGCACUCGCCCGGGUCCAGGCAGAGGACGGUGGCGAUGUGGCGGAGUUUUGUUUGCCAGGCCGGGGACCAGGGAGAGGAAAGGGGGGGGCAGUGUCGGAUCGGGUGCUGGUUGUGUUGGCACCAGUCUUCUCGGUAGAUCUGUUGACACAUAUAGUGUUGGUUUGGUUUCUGCGGGAGAGAGGGGGGGUUUUUUUUGUGUAUUUUUAUUUACAUUUAUAAAAAUGAAAAGAAGGUCUACAGAUGGAACAAACUGCGGAUGGGAAUUUCUUUACGUCGAGAAAUACCUG
Truncatella angustata is the source of this 1125-nucleotide messenger RNA. RefSeq lists its product as uncharacterized. The record is from RefSeq and is a predicted model, not a curated record. The annotation marks the transcript as partial. The transcript has a single exon. Lineage: Eukaryota; Fungi; Ascomycota; Sordariomycetes; Amphisphaeriales; Sporocadaceae.